Messenger RNA from Diplodia corticola, 894 nucleotides. Its product is annotated as ferritin ribonucleotide reductase-like protein. The record is from RefSeq and is a predicted model, not a curated record. The transcript is spliced from 2 exons. Lineage: Eukaryota; Fungi; Ascomycota; Dothideomycetes; Botryosphaeriales; Botryosphaeriaceae. The coding region runs from base 1 to 894 and encodes 297 amino acids.
AUGAAGUACACCGCUGCUGUUGCUGCCCUCGCGGGUCUCUCUGCCGCUGCUCCCACGAAGCGCAUGUCCGCGCCCACCGACGCCGACAUCCUCCAGUAUGCUCUGACCCUCGAGCACCUUGAGAAUGCCUUCUACAAGGAGGGUCUGUCCAACUACACCGAGGCCGACUUCAAGGCCGCCGGCUACGACUCGACCUUCUACAACAACAUCAAGACGGUCGGCUCUGACGAGUCCUCCCACGUCGACUUCCUGACCAAGGGCCUGACCGCCGCCGGCGCCACCCCCGUCGAGCCCUGCACCUACGCCUUCGGCGCCACGGACGUCAAGACCUUCCUUGCCACCGCCGCCAUCCUUGAGGGCGUCGGUGUAUCCGCCUACCUCGGCGCCGCCGCGGACAUCAUGUCCAAGACGUACCUGACGGCCGCCGGUUCCAUCCUGACGGUCGAGGCGCGCCACGCGUCGUACAUCCGCGGCGAGAUCAAGCAGUCGCCGUUCCCGCAGGCCUUCGACGACCCGCUCUCGCUCAACGAGGUCUACACCCUGGCCGCGCAGUUCAUCACCUCGUGCCCGACCGACAACGCGCCGCUGCCCGUCAAGGCCUUCCCCACCCUCGUCGCCAGCUCCGAGGACGCCACCAUCAAGAAGGGCAGCACCGUCAUGCUGAGCACUCCCGGCUACGAGGUCAAGGCCGCCGACGGCGUGCAGAUCUACGGCGCCUUCAUCACCGUGACUGGCCCCGUCGUUGUCGAGGCCAAGAGCGUGGAUGGCGGUUUCACUGUCGAGGUGCCCGAGGGUGUCAACGGCCAGAGCUAUGUCGUCCUGACUGGCUGCAAGGACGCCGUUACGGAUGAUACCGUUGCGGCGGGCCCGGCUAUCGUUGAGAUCACCAACUAG